CCGUUUGCCAGUCCCACCCACUUCGCUCGCAACAUCUCUCUGCAGGCGGACUCUCCUGUUUCACCGAGCCGACCUGCUGUGAUCCGGGUACGGAGCGGGCGCAAAAGUGGAACGCACAGAACUCACGGGGGCUGCACUGAUCUGGCUUCCAGCUUCUUUUCUUGCAACGGACUGUACGCCCCCCCCCCCCACCUCCUUCCUCCCUCCUCACUUUCUGACUGUGAGGCGCCAAGUGCCCGAGCAAAGGUGCAGAGGAUCGAGUCGUUCAGCAACUGUGUCCGAGGGUGAGCGAGCUCCGGGUGCAUGGAGGCGCCUCCCUCCCCGCUGCUGAUGUUGGGACCCGGGUAACGCGGGUAAACUCUGCUCACUCUCGCCUCGUGUGCCAGCUCCCGUUCCCAGCCUUUUCUAGAAAGGUUCUGCAGGUCUGAUGAAACUGAUGGCGUCUGCACUUCGGCCUUGAGGGUAUGCUUGCUGGUCACGACACAGCAGGCAGAGCGGAACUGGCUGGAAACCUUCUUCACGCGGAACCUGCGUUGGUACACCAUCCAUAAAGAGACACUUGGAUGCAGGGAGAGAGGUGAAGAGUCCCUUGCCUAACAGAACGCACGCUGCCUGAUGACCUGCCUUCAACCAGGAACGGCAGACAUUCACCAACAGCUGAUGGAUCGCUACAACCGGGACUUCUCAGCUGUCUCGUUGCAGGGGAAGGAGAACUUGGAGACCCGGGUGCUGGGAGCGGCAGGGAACCCGUGCCCAGGACCUGACCGCGAUGGGCUGCGGGGAUGUAAGCUCCAAGACGGUCAGGCUCCAGUCAUGGACGGCGUCGGCAGAGAUGAAAUGUUGGGACAGCGGAGUGGCGAGAGCAGAUGCCCGGAACUUGGUGACCAGCAACAGCUCCACACAGGACAGCUGCGGGGAAGCAGUUGGCAAAGCACAGGGCAGGCAUGCACCAAGGUGGGCACGUACCCGACGGCAGAUGGGACCGAGCGAACAGAUGUGAGCACGGAUGAGGUGGUGGGCGAGGGGUUGCAGCACAUCCACAUCCAGGACCUCCAGCAGCAGGAUGAACGGGAGCCCGUUCCUGCCACUUGCGGCUUCAGCUCUUCGCUCUGCUUCGCAGCGGACGGGGGCGAGCAGGAGGCGAUGGUGGAGGCGGAGGAUGGGGGAGAGCAGGUGGUGGACAGCCAGCGACAGAUUAACAACGGUGGGCUGCAGGAGGAGGGGGAGGCACCUCACUGGAGCCUGGAGCCGAGCGGAGGGCCAGGAGACGCGACAGGCAGGGGCGGGAGCGCGCACCCCGAGCCCGAUCUGGUGAUUGAAGUGGCGGGCUGCCGGAUUCGGGCGCAUAAAGCGGUGCUGUGCGCGCGCAGCGAGUACUUCCGGGCGCGGCGCUCGCGGCAGGUGGUGCGUGUUCGUGGGGUGGGCCUGCCGGCCAUGCGCGCGCUUCUGGACCAUGCCUACGGUGCGCAGCUGCGCGCACCCACGGUGGACGGCGGGGAGGACGUGGAUCCUGAGGGAGCGGCCGCGCUGCUAGCCGCCGCGCAUACACUGCAGAUGCCGGGGGCGGCGCGGGCCGCGGUGCGCGCGCUGCGGGAGCAGCUGGGCGUGCGCACGUGUGGCCAGCUGCUGGCGCUAGCCAAGCGGCAGCGCGUCCCCGAAUUAGGCGAGCUCGCUCUCAGCUACAUGAGCGACCACUACCUGGAGGUGCUGCGCGACCCCGCCGUCUACGGCCGCCUGAGCGCCGCUGAGCGCGAGCUGAUCGUGAAGCGCAGGGAGUCCGGUGGCACUGGAGUGUGCCGCCUGGUCGCAGCCGAGCUCAGCGACGUGUACGAACGUUCGGGAACGGGGAGUCGGCCGGCCAGCCGGGAGAGCAGCCGCCCGCAAAGCCCGUGCAGCCCAGAGCGCCCUCCCGAGCCGGUCGAGGGCGGGGACGCGGACGCGCGUUGGCUCUACACCCUGGAGGAAGACGCGUGUGAGUGGCGGAGGUUGAGUCGCGUGCCCGCGGAGGGGGCGACCGGGGUGCGCGGGACCGCCGUGUGCGCGCUCCAUAACUACCUCUUCCUGGCGGGCGGGACGCGGGGCCGUGGGUCAGGAGCGCGCCCCUCCCCUCGAGUUUUCACUUUCAACCCGGCCACUGGCGACUGGGCUGAGGUGCGGGCCAUGGGCCAGGCGCGCUCCCAAUUGGCACUGGCCGCCCUCGACGGGCUGCUUUACGCAGUAGGCGGCGAAUGCGUGCUCGGGGUCGAGCGCUACGACCCGCGCGCAGACCGUUGGCGUGCCGUCGCCCCGCUCCCGCGCGGCGCCUUCGCCGUGGCACCCGAGGCAGUGGCGUGCGGUGGUCGCCUCUACCUGACCGGGGGCUCGCUGUCUGGUCGUCUGCUAACAUACGAGCCGCGGCGGGACGAGUGGGAGGAGUGCCCGGGAAGUCCCGGAACCGGGACUGGGGGCCGGGUGGCGGGUCUCCUCUACCGAUCGCCCUGGCUCUACCGUCUGGAGUUGGACCGCGAGCUGCGCGCCCUCGGCUUCCUGCGCUACAACACGGCGGCGCGCCUUUGGGACCGUCUGGGGUUGGCGCUGGGUCCGGGCUCCGCGUUCCCCACCCUCACCCAGCCCUUCCGCUGCGCACUGCGCGGACCCAGCCUCUACUGCGUGGGGCGUGUGUCCGGGCUCCGGAUGCGGAUGCCUGGAGACAUGGGCGACGGGGGUGAGCAGGGCUAUCGACCCCUCCCCGGCUGCCCCCAGGCACAGGGGCCCCUCGCCCCCGUCUUUCUGACCGUACUCGAGAAGCCGCAGGAACGGCCGUGAGAUUGUGGGAUCCCUUCCUCUCUCCACUUCCCCACUCCUUCUCUACUCCUCACCGCUCUGUCUCUCACCUUCCACAUCCCCUAGUCCCACUUUUUACCCCUUUACUCACUCUUCUCUACCCAUUUUCACCCCGUCCUCCUCCCUCUUCUCUACCCAUUUUCACCCCGUCCUCCUCCCUCCACUUUCUCUCCCACCUCUCUUCCUGUCUCCCCUUGACCCCUUCUUCCCCUUCCCCCAUUUAACCCCCUUCAGUUGUGCCCCCCUCAACCCUUCUGCCCAUGCUCUGAGACCUAGUAGACCUUUUCUUCCCAUGCAGUGUCCUGUGGGAGAAAGUGGGCCAAUGAGGGGGAUGGUCUGUCCCAGGCGUUACUGAUUAACUCCAUCUGAUCCAUGCCGUUUCUCUGCCAUGCAGACUAUACCACAUCUGCAGCCCUCACUUGAGUGGGUUCUCAGUCAAUUAACUGAAGGGCAGAAGCAUUUUGUGCAGCACUGACACCCAAGGCACACCUUUCCCAUUUGGGAAUUUCCUGGAAAUAGAACUAAGUGGUAGAGGUUUAAAACUGCCAAGUGAGGCUUUUGUGACAAACAAAACGAAUUAACUCAUAUUGUGGGCAACUGGGUUACUGAAGGAGGAUGUGUACGGUUUUAGUUUCUCUCUAGAGUUGCAGGUUCAAUGGUGCACAUGCCAUGAAUAUAGUUAAUGUGUAAAAUAUGGUUGGCAUGGACUGGUGGGGUCAGAGGGCUAUGUCUGUGCUGUAUUGCUCUAUGACUAUUAUAGAUAGGUAAACCUCAAUUCCUAGACCCCAAACCCAACACAGUCAUGACAGCCUCAUAGGUAAUGUCACAUCGUGUCUUCAGGAGGCCGCACUCCAAUUCCUCAAAUUCUCACAAGCAGCUGUCACAACUUGUGCAGACCAUUGGGGGACCUUUCCAAGGAAGGGAACAGAGUGGUCUUGAAACAAAUGUCAGUCUGAUUAAAGGUUCGUUUUAUUUGUCUCACACACAUCAAGCCUUCAAAACAUUCAGUGAAAUGCAUCAUUUGUGUCAAAGACCAAAACAGUCUGAGGAUACGGUGGGGGCAUCCCGCAAGUGGGUCACCACACUUUCGGCACCAAUGUUGCAUGCCCACAACUUACUAGCCCAAACCCAUAAGUCUUUGGAACGUGGGAGGAAAGCAAAGUGCUGGGAGUAAACCCACGGGGUCACAGGAAGGUGAACAAAUUCCUUCUACUCUAUCAAUGCCUCUGUUAUUGCUUUAUUACUUGUAAUUUCAUGGUAAAACUGACAGGAAUGAUGUUCAAGUUUGGACUUUAGCACAUGAGCCUAUUAGCCAAAGAACAAAAUUGUUGUUAAGGCUGUAUUCCGCAGGAAUAUUUUACUGAUUAAUUCAUAGCCAAAGUUAAUGUGUUGACUAAAGUGUUCUAGGGUCAUACAGCAUGCAAACAGGCUCUUCAACUAGUCUAUUCUGACCAAGUUGUCUACUUAAGCUGGACCCAUUUGCCUUCAUUGAUGCCAUAUCACUCUAAAAUAUGUCUGUUUAAACAUUGUAAUUGUGUGCAUCUUUAUCACUUCCUCUGUCACUUUGUUCCAUAUACCCAGCACCCUCCAUGAGGGAAAAAUUUGACCCUCAAGUCCCCUUUAAAAAUUUCCCUUCUCACCGGAAACCUACGCCCUCUCAUUUUAGACUACCUUACCCAGGGAACAAGAAUGUGACCAUCCAUCUUAUGUAUGCUGCUCAUGAUUUUAUAACCCCCUCAGUCUCCUACACUCUAGGGAAAAGAGUGUCAGCCUAUCCUGUCUGUCCUUAUCAGCCAAGCCUUCCAGUCCCAGAAACAUCCUUAUGAAUCGUUUCUGCACACCACCACUGCCUCCCCUCCCAGCUUAACACAUGACGAAUACCAGGAAGCAUAAUUUUAAGUUGAUUGGAGGAAUGAAUGGGGGGAAUGUCAGAGAAAGUUUUUGAUACAGAGAAUGGUGGUAGAGGCAGAUGCAUUAGGGACAAUUAAGAGACUUAGAUAGGCACAUGGAUGAUAAAAAUUGAAGGGCUAAGUGUGAGGAAAGGGUUAUAUUGAUCUUGGAGUAGGUUAAAAUGUCAGCACAACAUUUUGGGCCUACAGCAAGGAUAGAACAUAGAACACUUCAGUGUUGGCAAGGACAGAACAUUACUGUGCUGAAAUGUUCUGUGUUCUAUCCUUGCUAUAGCUGGGAGACCAGAACUGGACACAGUAUUCUAAGUUGCAUUAUUGAUUUCACUUAAGAUGUCAAGGUUUACUCCUUGUCUUUAUCUUCUAGUAUGGUGAUUAUUUUGUAUUCAUUCUCAGUUAUUGCCAGGCAAAUUUGUAUUUUUGGUUCGGUGGAAAACAGAUAUCCUAAUGUUUUGUGCUUUCUUCUCCAUUUCACAUACCAUUAGUUGACCCACUGAGUCAAGGUAGAAUCUAACUCUCUGGUGUUGCAAACUCAUAACUCUGGUAGGUCUUUAUCUUAAUCUGCAUCUGAAGUUAUACGUACAAAAUGCUGGAGGAACUCAGCAGGUCAGGCUGCAUCUAUGGAAAUGAAUAAACAGUUGUCAUUUUUGGUCCAAAAACCUUCUUCAGGACUGAAGAGGAAGGAGGAAGACACCAGAAUAAAAAUGUGGUGGGGGAGGUGAGGGAGGAGGCUAGCUAGAGGAUGAUAGGUGAAGCCAGGUGGGUGGGAAAGGUAGAGGGCUGGAGAAGGAAUCUGAGAGAGGAGAGUGGACCAUAGGAGAAAGGGUAAGAGGACGGGAUCCAGGGAAAGGUGAUAGGUAGGUGAGAAGAGGUAGAAGGCCACUGUAGGGAUCAGAAGAAGGGAGGGGGAGGGAAAGGGAAAUUUUAUUUUAUCGGAAGAAGAAAUCGAUAUUCGUGGCAUCUGAUUGAAGGCUACCCAGAUGGAAUACAAUAUCAGGAUCCGUUCCUGGGGAUUGGAGGGUAGCUAAUGUUAUCCCACUUUUUAAGAAAGGAGGGAGAGAGAAAACAGGCAAUUAUAGACCAGUUAGUCUGACAUCAAUGGUGGGGAAGAUGCUGGAAUCAAUUAUAAAAGAUGAAAUAGCGGCAUAUUUGGAUAGCAGUGGCAGGAUAGGUCUGAGUCAGCAUGGAUUUACAAAGGAGAUACCAUGCUUGACUAACCUUCUGGAAUUUUUUGAGAAUGUAACUAUGAAAAUGGACAUGGGAAAGCCAGUGGAUGUAGUGUACCUGGACUUUCAGAAAGCCUUUGAUAAGGUCCUACAUAGGAGGUUAGUGUGCAAAAUUAGAGCAAAUGGUAUUGAGGGUAGUGUACUGACAUGGAUAGAAAAUUAGUUGGCAGACAGGAAACAGAGUGGGGAUUAAUGAGUCCUUUUCAGAAUGGCAGGCAGUGACUAGUGGGGUACUGCAAGGCUCAGUGCUGGGACCGUAGCUAUUUAUAAUAUACAUUAAUGAUUUAGAUGAAGGGAUUAAAAGUAACAUUAGCAAAUUUGCAGAUGACACAAAGCUGGGUGGCAGUGUGAAAUGUGAGGAGGAUGUUAUGAGAAUGCAGGGUGACUUGGACAGGCUGGGUGAGUGGGCAGAUGCAGUUUAAUGUGGAUACAUGUGAGGUUAUCCAUUUUGGUGUCAAGAACAGGAAGGCAGAUUAUUAUCUGAAUGGUGUCAAGUUAGGAAAAGGGGAAGUACAACGAGAUAUAGGUGUCCUUGUUCAUCAGUCAUUGAAAGUAAGCAUGCAGGUACAGCAGGCAGUGAAGAAAGCUAAUGGCAUGUUGGCCUUCAUAACAAGAGGAGUUGAGUAUAGGAGCAAAGAGGUCCUUCUGCAGUUGUACAGGGCCCUGGUGAGACCACACCUGGAGUAUUGUCUACAGUUUUGGUCUCCAAAUUUGAGGAAGGACAUUCUAGCUAUUGAGGGAGUGCAGCGUAGGUUCACGAGGUUAAUUCCCGGGAUGGUGGGACUGUCAUAUGUUGAAAGAUUGGAGCGACUGGGCUUGUAUACACUGGAAUUUAGAAGGAUGAGAGGGGAUCUGAUUGAAACAUAGAUUAUUAAGGGAUUGGACACGCUAGAGGCAGGAAACAUGUUCCCAAUGUUGGGGGAGUCCAGAACCAGAGGCCACAGUUUAAGAAUAAGGGAUAGGCCAUUUAGAACGGAGUUGAGGAAAAACUUUUUCACACAGAGGUUUGUGGUUCUGUGGAAUGCUCUGCCUCAGAAGGCAGUGGAGGCCAAUUCUCUGGAUUCUUUCAAGAAAGAGUUAGAUAGAGCUCUUAAAGAUAGCAGAGUGAAGGGAUAUGGGGAGAAGGCAGGAAAAGGGUACUAACUGUGGAUGAUCAGCCAUGAGCACAGUGAAUGGCGGUGCUGGCUGGAAGGACUGAUUGGCCUACUCCUGCACCUAUUGUCUAUUGUGUUGCUCCUCUGCCCCAAUGGUGGCUCCCUCAUGGCACAAGAGGCAGCCAUUGACCAAUGUCAGGUCAUGAAUGGGAAUCAGAAUUAAAAUGUUUGGUCACAGAGAAGUUCCACUCUUGGUGGAUGAAGCAGCGGUGCUCAAUGAAGUGGUUCUCCCAAUUUACGACAGGUCUCACCAAUAUAGAGGAGGCUGCCUCAGGAGCACCGGACACAACAGAUCUGCAGAUGAAAUGUUGCCUCACCUGGAAGGACAGUUUGGAGCCCUGACUGGAGGUGAAUGGGCAGUUGUAGCACUUAGGCUACACCUGCCCAGUCACAGGAAGGAAGGGAGGGACAAAUGGACAAGAUCAUCGUGGAGGGUGUGAUUUCCUAUGGAAAGCAGAGUGGAGCAUGGAGGUAAAGAUAUGUUUAGUGGUAGGAUCCCUUUGGAGAUGGCAGAAGUUGUGGAGCUGGUGUGUUAGUUUCAGAGCCUCAUGGGGACAAGGAAUUAUCACUGUUAAGAUGCUGGGAAGAUGGGGUGAGUGUGGAUGUUCAGGGGAUGGAGGAGAUGCAACAGAGAUGAAAGAACUGAGAAAACGGACUAGCAUUUUAAUAGACAUAGGGUGGGAAGGGGUCAUCCAUUUAUAACAGAAGUGAGGAGGAAUUUCUUUAGCCAGAAUCUGUGGAAUUCAUUGCCACGGGCAGCUGUGGAGGGCAAGUCAUUGGGUAUAUUUAAAGUGGAGGUUGAAAGGUUUUUGAAUAGUCAGUAUGUCAAAUGUUAUGGGGAGAAGGCAGGAGAAUUGGGUUGAGAGGGAAAAUAAAACAGCCUUGAUCAAAUGGCCGAGCAGACUUGAUAGGCUGAAUGGCCAAUUUCUGCUCCUAUUUAGCUUCCUGAGAAGUUUCAAUCUGGGUAUGAAGUUUCCUGAGAUGAGCGAUGUGGCUGGGUGAUGAAUUAUUCCAUCCCCACCUCUACAUUUCAGUUGAGGGAAAGGAAGCAUAGGCCCAGCUUUCUGGAGGUGUCCACUUGUAACAAUUCCUUCAUAACAAAAGUGAAUGAUGAAUCAGACAUCAGUGGUUGAGGUUUGAGAAAGGAUCAGAGUUUCUGGAGAGGAAGAGGUAGAAUGUUACAGUCAAGUUGUAUGUGAUGGGAAAAAUGACAAAUGUUGAUUGGAAGGCAAGAGAAGAAAACUUUAUAAGAAUCCCAAAGGUCCAAAUUGGUGCAUUGAUGUUCAUUUGUUUUAAUAACAACAUGAUGAUUGAUUCGGUACUGCUUGGUUACCUCGUUAGCCUGCUGUCCAUAAAUCUUGUCAUUACAUUUAUUCCCCAACUUUGUAGAUUUAGAAAUGUUAUACUUCAGUAGUUCAGAUUCACUUGUACACUGAAAAAUACAGUGAAAUGCGUCAUUUGCGCUGACAGCAAAAGCGACCUAAGGACGUGGUGGGGGCAACCUGCAAUGUCACCCCACAUUCCAGUGCCUACAGAGCAUGCCCACCAUGUUCAGUAAAGCUACACAAGCAACAACAGCAACAAAACAAAAACAACCACAGUAAAACAAACGAGAUAAUCUCCAGAUGCUGGAAAUCCAAGUAACACCCACAAAAUGCUGGAGGAUUUACAGGCCAGGCAGCAUCUACGGAAAAGAGUACAGUCGACGUUUCAGGUGGAGACCCUUCAGCCGAUUUUCUCCAGCAUUUUGUAUGUGUUACAAUAAAACAAGCCGCCUUUUCCCUUCUUCCCCCAUCACAAAAGAAAUGGCAAUGUUAAGAUGAACAUUGUGUGCAACUGUUGCAGUACACUUAAUAUAAGUAGGCCUUCCCACUACCACCCAGGAAUCAGGUGGUCACGAGGAAAGGCUCGGGGUUGGUGACUAAAUGUAGAUUUUAGACCAUAAGACCACCACACAUAUAGGAGUAGAAUUAGGCCAUUUUGACGAGGCAUCUGAAAAACAGGAGAGUGAACAAAUUGGGGGGGAGGGGGCUAUUCAAGGAACUGGAAUAGGGGACUAAAACAGCCGAAUCCACUACUGCCUAAAGUAAGGCUAUUCUUCAAUUCAUGUUCACCACAGUAGAAGACUUGUUGCACAACAAAAGCCUAACAGUUUCAUAGGAAAAAUCCUAUAUCCUUCCUGUUAUUUUACAAUAUCUUUUGUUAUUCUUUAGAUCCAAGUAUGCAAGUCUCUGCUGAACCACUUCCUCUACCAAAUCAAAAAGAGGUACUGUGCUGCAGUGUAGAAUUUUGCAGUGUAAACAAGCAUUUGUACUGGACAUUUUCAUGGGUCAAAAAUACUUAGAUACUUUGAUACUCAGAUUUAUUUUAAUCACUAUUUACUCAUCUCCCAGUUUAAGGCUCGUCAUAGACAGCUGGCUUAGACAUUACAGCUUUUAUGUUUUGAUCUUUUCUGCAACCACCCCAUUUAAUGGUCUUCAUUCAAAAUACCUUGACAAUCCGUUCUGAUCUUCAUUCUUUAGUUAUUGUUUUACCAGUCACAAUGAAACAGUUGAUGCUGUGUACUCUCUACAAUGCUGUGUUCAUUGCUGACAAAAGCCCAGAGUACGGCACCAGCAAGCGGCAAUACAAAACUGUGACUGUCUUUUUUUGUCCAGUAUGCUGGCAGGAAAUCUUGUAGCUGUGGCAGAGUUGUCAGUAUCCAUCAGCAAUACUUUUAUGUAUAACGUAUUCAAGGGAAGCCUUAGUUAAAUGCAGAUGUUAACAACAUUAGAAUAUUGUGUUAAAUGAUGUGGAGGGUGCAGAAGAGGUUCACCAGGAUGCGGCCUGGAUUAGAGGGCAUGAGCUAUAAAGAUAGAUUGGCCGUACUUGAGUGUGUGCUCCAGAGGCAAUUGAGAGCUGAUAGAGGAUUAUAAAAUUAUCAGGGGUUUGAAUGGAGUAGGCAGAAUCUCUUUCCCGGGGUAGAGGACAUACAGUUAACAAAGAGCAUAGAAAUCUACAGCAUAUUACAGGCCCUUUGGCCCACAAUGUUGUGCCAGUCAUGUAACCUACUCUAGAAACUGCCUGGAAUUACUAUACUGCAUAGCCCUCUAUGAUGGGAAAGGAAAGGUUUAAGGGAGGUGUACAGGGCAUGUUUAUUUUUACACAGAAUACUGUAGUAAGUGCCUCGAACAGGCUACCAGGGGCAAUAGUGGAACCAGAAAUGAUAGCGGUGUUUAAUAGGAUUUUAAACUGACAUCGUGCAGGGAUUUGGAUCAUGUACAGACAGAAGGAAUUUAAUUUAAUUUGCAUUGUGUUUAACACAGGCAGGUCGAAGAGCCUGUUCCUGUGCUGUACUGUUCUGUGUCACUAUUGUUUGUCGGUGUCAAAGCUUUGCAUUAAUCAUUACUUGAAUAAGCGAUGAUUAUGUGGAAUGCAAUGGAAUAAAUUACAUACACUCCUACUGUAGUUCCUAAAAGCCAUUAGAGCCGUACUAAUAUGGAACCCAUUAUUAGGAUCUAAUGCUUUCCUGACAUAUAUGACAAAUAAACUUCCUUGGGCUUCCUGCCGGAUGCAGAUAUCGAUUUUAACCAAAGUUUCAAUAGCAAACUCUGCUAUCUUCAUCAGGGAUGCCAGCUUCCCCUCUGCUGAAGGUGGCAGAGUUUGUCAUCGAAGCAUAGGUUAAAAUCAAUACUUGUUACCCGACUGGAAGCCCAAGAAGAGUUUAUUCAAACCCAUUUUUGAUUGUUCUGACAUCUCUAUUUUUCCAUUUUGUUAAUAACAGGGGCUUUCCAGCCAACGUGUUCUCCCCAGUCACAUCACAAUUUAAUGGAAAAUAUCUGCCAAUUCUACUCUAGAUCUAUUGUCCAAUUGUCUAACCACAGUCACCUGAGAACUCACCAAUGGACAGCCCCUUAGCAGAGCAUCAUACUCAACUCAAGUAAUCGCACUGCUACUAUUUUCCAAUUUCACUUCAUGUUCAGGUCCUCCCCAGGUUAAGGCAGGGCUUUGUUUCUGUCAGCUGUUUGUAUCCCUGACAGUUUGCAAGUGGGAAGCGCAGCCAUGAGCUGGGUUCCCACCUGGUAGAAGAUGGCAGCCCGAAAGCAGCUGGCAAACCCCUUCCCACCCACUCUCCCAGAUACUCCUCAUACACAUCAGGCAUUUUUAUACCGGAGAAAACUUGGAUCCCAUCUUCACAUUCAGAACUACCUAACCAGGAUUUUAAGCCUUGUAUUUUGAAAGUUAAAGCAUUUUGAUGUUUUGCCUCUAACAAUCUGUUUCUCAAUGGCCGACUUGGAUAAUCAUUGCAAGUGAGCUUUAAAUCCCAACAGGUUAAUAUCUAACCAAAUGGUGUUGCCUUAAUCAGAGCGAAGCCGUUUCUGGUUGACUCCAGAUCAGAGUUCACCUGCACAAGGAGGACUGUAGCAGUGGCGGUCAGUGAGGCUCCAGGUGGUAGGCAAGGCCAUUACUACAGAUAACAUGUAAUGUGCUACAGCACUACUGCUAGUUCAAUACAAGCCAGUGAUUGAAAAAAUAUAUCCUUCACAAUUCAGAGCUUAGGUAGUAACCUCACAUCUGAAAUUAAAUCUGCCCUGAAUUUCUUUCACAGUUUGUUAUUCACCCACCAUUUGCUUUCUCAGUGGACAUUAUUACUUUUCUACAAAUAGAUGUUCAGUUCUGUAGUAAUUUUAUGUAUUGCACUGUACUGCUGCCACAAAUGAAAAAAAAGAAAUUUCAUGACCUAUAUGAGUGAUGAUAAACGAGAUUCUAAUAUAAGUCUCUCUUGGUGACUGGGAAUAGGAAUGGGGUUGGGAAAAGUUGAAGGGGAGGGAGCAGGAAGCACCAGAGAGACAUUCUGUAAUGAUCAAUAAACCGAUUGUUUGGAAUCAGAUGACCUUACCUUGUGUCUCAGAGCUGGGUGUGUCUGCAGCCGUUCUAUCCUCUGCCUUGGCACUCCUUCUCUGCCACCUAUCCCACAGACCUCGCAUGGCGCUGCACCCUCACUGUUCCCAACAUCUUUUGCUCCUGUCAAAUUUACAAACUCGCUCUCUGCUCCACGUUGACAAAUACAGUACUGUACAGAAGUCUCAGGCAUCCUAAGACUUUUGCACAGUACUGCUCGUGCUAUUGAACAUGAAAGGAGUUGUCACAAGAUGGAAAGGAAGUGUGACCAGUAUUGCUGUUGUAAAUGUUGUACAAGCAAGCUGUGGAACCCUGAGAUCGAUGAAGCUCCGUACGGCAGAGGAUGAUGUACCAGAGGGUACGAAAAGCGAAUGUUAGCACACGUGAGAGCAUUAUAAUACUUGUGACUCUGUGCUAGACGAUGUUUGUAGAUAGCAUGCAUAUUUUCCUAUGGCACUGUCCCUACAACCAACUGCACACAAUGCCAGAUAAGGCCUCAGCAUGCAAGUAGAGGCAAAUCCUCGGACUUCAGUCACGAACUUAUUGUUCACCUGUGUGGUGUGCGGCUGGCCACUUCCAGGUGACAACGAAAAUAUCUCCAUGUCUGGACUUUUUAAACUGACAGAAAGAAGCAUCUCUGAUAUUCUGAUGAUCAAAAUUUUAUUAAUAAUAUGCGAUAAAUAACUCAAUGCUAUAACAGAUGACCUUGAAGGUGGGAAAUGCGAUUCAAUCUCACUGUUAAUGGAACAGGAUGGGAGAAGAAAACUGAUUCACCUUUCCCCAACUUCUCUUGAUUAUUCUGUACCAGACUAGCACAUUUGUAUAAAGCUGUCCUUUUAAAGCAUUGACCUAUGUAAAACAGGGGAAGCAAAACUAUCACAAUCUAGAGUUAGUAAUGAUGAUUGAUCUUUCCUUGAUUUUACAGCACAGCAUAUUUCAAUGCAUAGAGUUCUGUUUACAACAUUCCCUACCAAAAGCAAAAAAAAGUUAUUUAGUAAGAGAACAUUGAUGUGUGCAGUAUAGUGGAUGCAUUUGCAGCUGUAUGCUCUGGUAACUCAGUCAUAGAACACGACAACACAGAAACUGACCCUUUGUCCCAUCUAGUCCAUGCCAAACGCAUAAUCAGCCUAGUCCCAUCAACCUCCAUAUUCCUCCCAUCCAAACUUCUCUGAAUGUUGAAAUCAAACUCACAUCCACCAUUUGUGCUGGCAGUUCAUUCUGUACUCUCAACGCCCUCUGAGUAAAGGUUCCCCCUCAUAUUUCCCUUAAACAUUUCACCUUUCACCCUUGUCUCAUGACCUCUAGUUUUAGCCUCACUCAAUUGAAGUGGAAAAAGCCUGUUUGCAUUUACCCUAUCAAUA
Mobula hypostoma (lesser devil ray) is the source of this 13352-nucleotide messenger RNA. RefSeq names its product kelch repeat and BTB domain-containing protein 11. The transcript has 2 exons. NCBI's taxonomy places the organism in Eukaryota, Metazoa, Chordata, Chondrichthyes, Myliobatiformes, Myliobatidae. The record is from RefSeq and is a predicted model, not a curated record. Gene Ontology annotation, molecular function: protein binding. Bases 616 to 2805 code for a protein of 729 amino acids.